Messenger RNA from Dicrocoelium dendriticum, 5548 nucleotides. Lineage: Eukaryota; Metazoa; Platyhelminthes; Trematoda; Plagiorchiida; Dicrocoeliidae. The record is from the annotation of a GenBank genome assembly.
AUGAUAGCGCCGUCGGCUUCCACUGCUCCUGGUUUUAUCACUCCAACAGACAAUGACUUUGUACCCACUCCGGGUAUCAGCGAUUACCGCUCAAGAACGUACGAGUGUGCCCGACUAACAAGCGCUGACCACGCUCCCCAGGAACCGGUUCGAUUCCAUUUUCCUGGCCGAAGAUCGAAGUUGUCCUACACUCCUCCUGCUGUGGUUGCAUCUGAACCAGAAAUUGAGACACCUCUCACUGGUUCGGAUGCACCGAAUUUGGAAUUCCCCAAUGAUCUGUCCAACAGUAUUGAUCGCUUGUCAUUAGAAGUGCGACGUGGGUUAGAACCUGUUUCAAACAGAGUGCGAAAUUGCGACAGCACCCGAUCUCGCACUCGUCCUAGGCCUCGAUCGACAUCCUCUUCCACUUCCAAGAUUUCCGUGUUUUGGAACACGUUUAUUACCGGUGGAAGUUUCAAACCCGCGCCACCUUCACACUCGUCCUUUCACACCGCUGCAACCACCGUAAAGCAGGUGAAAGGCCAUCGACAUUUUAUGCGGAAUCGUUCCGUUGGUGCUGCUGAUCCUGUGAUGGUCAAAUCAAGCUCAAGACGUUCCAAACAUUCCAAGUCAAAUACAGACAUUUGUGACGGUAUUCCAUUCACUUAUUUAAGUCGACCCCAUUCAGAAGAACUACGACUCCUCGGAGUCUUAAAUCUACGGGAUGCGGCUACCAGUAUGGAUUCCCCUAAUCACCACGGCUCCUUUAUCAACGGAGGUCAACUUGUGUCGCCACGCAAGUCUCAAUCUCCCAUUCAUACCGAUUCGGAAUACUUAGCGGGCGCAAGUACACGUGCGCCGGAUGAUCGAUUCGCCAUCUCAGGUACCACUACUCCUAAUUUGCGCCGCUCUCCUGGAACACAACGUGCCAGGCACUUGAGUAACGUUCCUCGCGCCAGUGCUUUCGGGUGUGUGGAGUCGUACAAAAAGCUGGAUGUGCUUGGUGAAGGAUCAUAUGCCACAGUGUAUCGUGGCUACUCUCACGUAAUGGGUCGUUCUGUGGCAGUGAAAGAGAUUCGCAUCAAUCCAGAAGAAGGAUUGCCCUUCACUGCAAUACGCGAAGCUUCUUUACUGAAGGCUUUGCGACAUGCGAAUAUUGUCAUUCUUCAUGACAUCGUGCACACGAAGAACACACUCAACUUUAUUUUCGAAUUUGUGCAUUCGGAUCUCAGCAAAUACAUUGAAAAACACUCAAAUGGAAUUCGUUUACACAACGUUCGUCUCUUUUUGUAUCAGCUCCUUCGUGGUCUAGCCUACUGUCAUGAUCGACAUAUUCUGCACCGGGAUUUGAAACCGCAGAAUUUACUUAUAUCCGCCACUGGGGAACUUAAACUGGCUGAUUUCGGCCUAGCUCGAGCGAAAUCAGUGCCUAGUCGUACCUACAGCCAUGAAGUGGUCACCUUGUGGUAUCGGCCACCAGAUGUGCUGCUUGGCUCCACUUCCUACACAGCCUCGUUAGAUAUUUGGGGUGUCGGAUGCAUUUUCACCGAAAUGAUCUCUGGCGUCGCCACUUUCCCAGGGUCAAAAGAUUCCGUUGACCAACUGGACAAAAUUUUUCGGAUAAUGGGGACGCCGACAGAAGCUACUUGGCGCGGUGUUUCUAAACUUCCCAAAUAUAAAGCGUUGCUUGGACAUCUCGAUUGGGAUGGUGGGUCGCGUCUGCUCUCGCAAACAGGCCGCGCAGCCAUUAACAACCAUCCUACCGUUGCCAACGAGGGCGCACUCUCUGGGGGAAAACGAGACGCAGAGUCGCAACCUGCAAACUCCGGAGGCUCUUCCACCAUCAGCGUCAAAACACGCCGAUUGCAGUGGUAUCCAAGUCGUCCGCUGCAUCGUGUCAUACCCCGUUUGAACCAAGCUCAACAUUCAGAAGCAUUGGCCUCCCAGCUGUUGCAGUUACCGCCGUCUAAGCGCAUCUGCGCUCGCAAUGCGAUGCGAACACCAUAUUUCUCCUCAGCCUUACCUACCGCACAAUUGGCCUGCCUCCCAGACACCUCCUCUAUCUUCGAAAUCCCAACCAUUCGCAUGCUGCCUGAGACGAUGUCGAGUCGAGUUGGGAAAAACGGUGGCUUUUCAAGACUGUUCGAUCGUCACCCCACUCGGGAUGCUCCAUGCGUUAAUUCAUGUGAUUGGGAAGAGGGAGACGAUGACGAUGAGUCGACGCAUGCCGCACGUCACUAUGUCGAAGCUACCGCUGCCGAUGGAAUCGCCUCGGAUGAUCUAUCAUAUUCCUUGGAGGUGCUCACAGAAGAAAUGGGCGGCAAUGAGGCUGUUCACGGUGAACGGCAUGGCAAGUGGAUUCGUUCGGGGCCUGGUCUUGUCGGGCGAGCGAGCACUCACGGGUGGGACCCGUCGUCCACAAGUUUGUCCUCGUGUAAUCCAACGCAUACUCAAGCUCCUAGCUAUCUCGAUACCAAUAACAACCACUAUAUUGUCGGGCAGGAAAAGCCUUCGAUUCCAUGUGGACAUACCGCCCAACCACUGCACCCACAUUCGUACCAUGGUCACAACCGCCUGUAUGCGACGCGAGCCUAUGAAUCGGCUGACGCAAUCAUUCAAGCCACACCUAUCGAAAAGGAAUCGCACCAUGAAAUGAACCUUUCUCCGGAAAAGAAGGCAGUGCGAGAUGCCGCUCCUGUAAAGUAUUUCCCUCCUAGCUUUGACCAGUUUCAACCCAGUGCCUCUGUGCACGGAACCAGAGACCUUGCUGCGAGUAACAUCACCACUAGUCUUCCUUCACACCCAAGCGCAAACCUUCCUUUUCACCUAAAAGGUGAUCAAAUUUCCAACCCCACAAUUUGUUCUUCCAGUUUUACCUCUCCCUGUCCUCCACCUCAAAUGGCCGGAUUUCCUGCACACCCUCCUUCAGUCUACCCUGGUUACUAUUUUCCACUCAUUCAUCCUGAAUUCGGCAAUCUGAGUUGUGGCACCACACCUUAUUCCGUCGAUGAACGUCGCCGGGCAGCCGCCGCUGCAGCUGCAGUUGCGGCUGCCUCGGCGGCGAUCGCUGCUGCCGCAUCCCUAUGUCCACUCGAUCAACAGCUGGUUCCAUUCCUUGCCUUGCCUCCUUCGGCAGUGCAGCACGGAUCAGACGCAUCAUCCCCUUCUUGUUCUUGGUUCACCGCACAAGGGAGUAAAGGUAACGAUAUUCCGAGUUGCAGCAAGGGCUUGUCUAACAUUGGACCAGAUGUGGCCACCGGACACCGUCCCAAUUCUGCGAUGCUUCCAUACCCUUCUCAUGUGAACGUUGCUCCCUCUAACUACAUGUGUGCUUACCUUAUGCCCCAAGCUCCCCUUCAAUAUGCUGCUCCAUAUUGGUCUCACGGAUUGAUGCCUCAAAACGAUCGGCAAACUCCCGGUCCUUAUUUCGCAUCUUCUCCCUUUGCUUCCACCAUGAACUCGUCUCAAAUGAGCACUUAUGAUCCGAGCACUACAGAGCUCGACCAUUCCAAACACCUGAAAACCAUUCAACCGGACGAUGUGACCCUCAUCUCCAGAUCCCCUGAAAUCGUAAGAAACGCGCCAAAGUCGGUUCAAGCUCCUGAUUUGACUGCUAACUGCGUAGUUACACCGUCGGAAGCUUCAUACCGAAGUUUAAGUCCCCAACAGGAAUCAGCGCUUUAUACGAAGGGCACUCCAGCCAUACCCGUUACUCAAGACCCCGGGUGCCACACUUCGGCGUCUAGUGUUCCUCAAUGGAUGUUUUUCUUCCCUUAUAAACCUGAAACUACCAUUCCGGGUCCUCCUUCUGGUGUCACCUGGCCAGUGGGACAGCCCGAGAUGAUAUCGUGCCAAACGUCCAACACAUGUGGUGCUCCCAACUUCUUUUCUUCACUGUGUCAAGGCCCUCCGCUCGCUAUGAAUACGCCAAAUAGUCACGCGUUGAUCCAUCCGCCUGACAUCAGUUUUCAUUAUACCCCAAAUAUCAGCAAACCGCUUAGUUAUCCCUACUGGCAUACACAUUCUUGCAGUUUGGAUUCGCGCUUUGAGGAUCGUAACUAUUCCGACAUCAACCAGUUUAACUGCCCUUCUGUGAACUCGUUUUCAAAUGCUCCUCAACAAAACUUUCAUCAACGUUCUGCGUCUGCAUCUCAGCCACAGUCAUCGAUACGUCAAAUGUCCCGCAGCACCUACGAUCAACCCAGUCGGACAAAUUCCACGAACAUGGCGACCGUCUAUGCUACCGGCGAUUUGGCAUCAAACGAACCCGACGCUUUUCAUGGUUUGGUUGGUUGUGGUGCUGAGUAUCCCAGGUCACGAAUCAACCGCAGUAUCAGCUUCACUACUCCCGAGCUUAUGCGCGUUGAGGCCAAAAUAACGGAUAAUCGGCACUCAUCACAUCAGUAUCACCGUUUGCCCCGGUCGCACGCAUACUAUCCGGCCAAUCAGUACUGCUCCUUGGCUGCAGCUGCAGCUUCCCCAUCGGCUAUUUACAACAACAACAGUAACAAUGGAACGCCUUGUUGCAGAGAUCAUAUAACUCCAACGCUUAUUACGACCCGGUCUCCUCUUCUCCAGGGCGAUGUUAAUCUGAACAAAUUUGAACCUUCAGAAGAGCACUUACCCAGGCCUCCUCCGUCAUUCUUUUGUUCGCACAGUGGGAGCAGUUUGAGCGGCGCUUACUAAGUGACAUUUACCUUUAUAUGUGCAUGUGCGCAUCUAUUCAGUUGUGGUCUCGUGUUCGGUGGUCUUUUCUCACUGGCACCUUCAGCGGCAGCACCCAUGAUGCUUUGUUCCUCCAGCUUUUCAACUUGACUCGAGUAAUAUCACAUUAGAAAAAUUGCCCAUCGGUUUCGGCUUUCAUCUCAGGCCUCCGCCUCGCAUUUACCUGCAAUCGCUCAAACCUGCUGAGCACUGCACCAACCUUGUUUUAGCGUUAUUUUUCUACACACGUAUUCUUAGGUCUGCCUGCAUUGGCAUUCCUGCUCACAUCAAUCCUCGCAUCAAUCAUGAUGUACAUUCGUUUUUCGCCCCUUAUGUCACCACGCUUCACUUUUUUGUUUGACCUUUCAGCGACAAUAUGACUCCAAGCGAGCAGCUGAUGAGAUCCUAUUGCCAUACGUCCUUCGGUUCUUUCACCUAAUAUUUCUGUUGAGUCGUCUACUUUGUAUUGUUUGCUCGGUAACACCUGCUCAAUUACUGAACGACACAAACUUAGAGGGAAUACGCGAUCUGCUUUUACUGAUACUGUCCUCCAUCACUGUUUGUACUUCUAAGGGAUUCGACAUCGUCUUUUCCCAACCGGUUUUAUGUAUAUCAUUUCAGUUGGAUUACUGAUUUUAUCGUUUUUCAUUUAUUAGCUCGCCUUCCUGUCUGUCUUUUCACCCUCCCGCAAUUUGCCGGUGUACUGUGUUCGCGUUUAUUUGUACAGUCAAAUCUGUUUGAAUCCAAACACGUUUGUUCAUUGUAGUGCACUGAUCGCAGGUGAACACACGAUUUCGCAUUUUCAGCUUCACAACAUGUGUAUUUUGGAACUGGAAGCAUGACUACCACUUCUUGACCACUUGAG